AUGGCUGAGAACCCCGGGGCCCCCUCCUCAGCCAGCCUGCGCCGGGGGCCGCCGGGAGACCCCAGGAAAUGGACCCCGGCCAUGGCGGCGCCCGCGGGGCCGCUGAGGCGGCGGAAGGCGGCGGGCGCGGGGCCCGGGGCGCCGCCCUCCCCGGGGCGCAGUCCCGCGGCCGGCCCGGCCCGCCUCCGCGCGGGCACCUUCUGGCUGACCAGGAUCGCGCUCCUCAGGGCCCUCGCUUUCGUUUACUUUGUGGCCUUCCUGGUGGCCUUCCAGCAGAACAAGCCGCUGAUCGGGGACCGCGGGCUGCUGCCCUGCGCCGCCUACCUGCGGAGCCUGCGGGUGCACUUCGGGGGCACCUGGGCUGCCCUGAGCCACGCCCCCACCUUGCUCUGGCUGCUGGACUGGUCGCACAUGGACACCAACCUGGACGCCCUCGCGCUGCUGGGCCUGGGCAUCUCCUCCUUUGUCCUGGUCGCCGGCUGCGCCAACAUGGUCCUCAUGGGCACCCUCUGGGUCCUCUACACCUCGCUGGUCAACGUGGGGCAGAUCUGGUACUCUUUUGGGUGGGAGUCCCAGCUCCUGGAGACGGGGUUCCUGGGGAUCUUCCUCUGCCCACUCUGGACGCUGUCCCGGCUGCCCCGGGGGACCCCCACGUCCCGGAUCGUCCUGUGGGGCUUCCGCUGGCUCAUUUUCAGGAUCAUGCUCGGAGCGGGCCUGAUCAAGAUCCGGGGGGACCAGUGCUGGCGGGACCUGACCUGCAUGGACUUCCACUACGAGACGCAGCCGGUGCCCAACCCCGCGGCCUACUUCCUGCACCGCUCCCCUUGGUGGUUCCACCGCUUCGAGACGCUCAGCAACCACUUCCUGGAGCUGGUGGUGCCCUUCUUCCUCCUCCUGGGGCGGCGCCUGUGCGCGCUGCACGGGGCCCUGCAGCUGCUGUUCCAGGCGGUGCUCGUGGUCAGCGGCAACCUGAGCUUCCUGAACUGGCUGACGGCCGUGCCCAGCCUCUCCUGCUUUGACGACGCCGCCCUGGGUGCCCUGUUUCCCGCCGGACCGGGCAGCCUCAAGGACCGAGUCCUGAAGAUCCAGGAGGAGGAGGCGCGGGGAGUGCCCGGGCCCCGGUGGAGAUACGGCCGCGUGGCUCGGCGUGCGGUGCAUGUGGCGCUGGGCGUCCUGGUGGCCUGGCUCAGCGUCCCCGUGGUCGCCAACCUGCUGAGCCCCCGGCAGGCGAUGAACAGCUCCUUCGACGCGCUGCGGCUCGUCAACACCUACGGGGCCUUCGGGAGCGUGAGCAAGGAGCGCACCGAGGUGGUGCUGCAGGGCACGGCCAGCGCCAACGCCAGCGCGCCCGAGGCCGUGUGGGAGGACUACGAGUUCAAGUGCAAGCCCGGCGCCCUCGGGCGCAGGCCCUGCCUGGCCUCCCCCUACCACCACCGCCUGGACUGGCUCAUGUGGCUCGCGGCCUUCCAGACCUACGAGCACAACGAGUGGAUGCUGCACCUGGCGGGCAAGCUGCUGGCCAACGACGCCCAGGCCACGGCCCUGCUGGCCCACAACCCCUUCUCGGGCAGAGCACCGCCCCGGUGGGUCCGCGGGGAGCACUUCAGGUACAAGUUCAGCCGCCCAGGGGGCCGGCACGCCGCGGAGGGCAAGUGGUGGAUCCGCAAGAGGAUGGGCCCCUACUUCCCCCCGCUGCAGCUGCGCGACCUCCGGGCCUUCUUCGCGGCGCGUGGGUGGCCGUCCCGGGGCCCGGCGCGCAAUAAAGUGGGGCCUGAGCAGCGUAAAGACACCCGGGGCCAGGCACGGCCACGGCCCGACCCCCGGGGCCCUGGCCACACCACAGAGGGGCCUGACGGGAGUGAGGAGGACCCUGCCCCCCAGGCCGAAGGGGCACAAGUGCCCUCUGUGUGGGCUCCUCACCGCCUGGGGCCGCCGGCCCAGGCGCCAACAGAGAGGCUGUGUUCCCGCCUGGCGAGCAGGGCCCACGUCUGCCCGGACAGACGGGCCUCAGUCGGACAGGCCGGAGCCGGCCGGUCUGCCCACAGCCGCCGCGGGAGCUCCGGCCCCGGCCUGGGCAGCCUGUCCAGGCCCUGCUGA
Molecule: messenger RNA, 2097 nt
Organism: Talpa occidentalis (Iberian mole)
Lineage: Eukaryota; Metazoa; Chordata; Mammalia; Eulipotyphla; Talpidae
Gene: LMF1
Product: lipase maturation factor 1
Exons: 13
Coding region: 1-2097 (698 amino acids)
Biological process (GO): protein maturation
Cellular component (GO): endoplasmic reticulum membrane
Source: RefSeq, a predicted model, not a curated record